Molecule: messenger RNA, 774 nt
Organism: Encephalitozoon intestinalis ATCC 50506
Lineage: Eukaryota; Fungi; Microsporidia; Unikaryonidae
Exons: 1
Coding region: 1-774 (257 amino acids)
Source: RefSeq, a predicted model, not a curated record
AUGGAGGGUUGCAGCCACCCAUGGAUUGACAAUGGUGCUUGUACGUCCUGUGGAUUGUGCUUGGAAUCAGAUUGCGACAACUACAUGGCAUCAUAUACUUUUCACAGGCCUGUAAUUCCAAGGAGAAUGAAGUAUUUCGUUGUAGACAAAGCAGAGAGAUAUAGCAGAAAUGUAGAGUCUUUACUUGGGAUUCUGAAUGUUUCAGGCUAUUCCGAAGAGGUUAAACUCCUCUUGAGAACAAAGGAUUUUGAACACAGAAUUGGAGCCAACGAUAAGAUACUGGCAAUAACUUACAAUGUACUUAGAAGACACCAGUAUCCAAUAUCAUAUAGCGAUCUCAAGCCUCUUACAGAAAGGACGGGGCUGGGGCUCAAGAGAAUUCUUUUGAGAGAGUUUGAAUAUGUAGAACUGUCUUCGGAAUAUCUCUCUAGAAUCUUCAGCAGAGUUAGAGAUUUUUGUCUCUCACAAGGUCUUAAAGGUAAUCAUUUACUAGAGGAGUUUCUUUCAAUAUCCAAAAGCAACAAGUGUACGAGCUCCUACUGUCUUUGCAUAGCAUACUUCAUUAGAGACGAGAACUUACCAGACUCCCACAGAAGGCUCAAUCUUGGGGAGAUCAUAAGUGUAUCUUCUUUGAAGAGAAUAGUCAAAAAGAUCCAAGGAGACCUCCAAAGAAAUGGAGACAGGCCAUCUGAAACAAAGAAAAAAUUGAGAAUUAAAGAUAGAGCAAGAAAAUACAUUAUGAGGAAGCUGCAGGAGCAGCCACAAAAAGAUUAA